This is a messenger RNA of Eupeodes corollae, 2272 nucleotides long. Its product is annotated as ras-related protein Rap-1b-like. Gene Ontology annotation, molecular function: GTPase activity; GTP binding. Lineage: Eukaryota; Metazoa; Arthropoda; Insecta; Diptera; Syrphidae. Bases 452 to 1303 code for a protein of 283 amino acids. The record is from RefSeq and is a predicted model, not a curated record. The transcript is spliced from 6 exons.
AUAAAAAUAUUAAUACAAAAAUUAUUAAAAAUUUUGAUUAAAUAUUGAAAAAAAGUGAAAUCGUCGAGUGAUUUUCAAACAUCAAUUUUUCUUUAUGGAAUAAAAGAGCGAAUAAAAUUUAAUCAAGGAUUUUUGUAUCAAGGAUUUCAAUUCUCACAUUUGCACAUUAAAUAAAUCUGUCCUCAGAGACAACUUAAAGGACUUUUCUAAGCUUAAAUAAUCAAAAAAUAAAAUAAACCAAAAACUAUUCCUCAUCAAGUGCGUCAACAACUCCCAAAAUAACUUCCAUAUAAAACAAACAAACAAACAUACAUAUCUAUUACUUUCAAGGACGUCCAUUCAUCUUAAGGAUUAUAAUAUAAAUUUCAUCAACUAACCUCACGAAACUUUGAGAGUUUCCACAUACACAACAUAUUUAUACAUAAAGUCCAUCAUAAAACCGGACACAAAUAUGAAAGGAAGACAUUUAAGGAGACGAUUCAGUCUACAGCCUUCGUUUAUGAACAAGGACGACAAUGAAGAUAAACAAAAACGAGAUAAAGUUGGACGACAUAAUGCAGUUGACGACAGUGUAAGCCCGUCAAAUGCCCGGCACAAAAUUGUCGUAAUGGGUUCGGCCAAAGUAGGAAAAACCUCCAUCAUCAACCAGUUUCUCUACAACACAUUCUCUACGAAAUACAAAAGGACAAUCGAGGAGAUGCAUCAAGGGAACUUUUCAAUAGCUGGAGUCAGCCUAACGUUGGAUAUACUUGAUACAGCUGGAUCCUAUGAGUUUCCAGCAAUGCGUGCUUUAUCGAUUUCGUCGGCGGAUGCUUUUAUUUUAGUUUACGAUGUAACCGAUUCAAGUACAUUCGAUGAGGUUCGAACGAUAAGAGAUCAAAUUCAUGAGACAAAAGGAACAAGUGCUGUACCGAUUGUUGUUGUUGGUAAUAAAAUCGAUUUGGUGGAGGAAAAUAGCGAGCUGAGAGAGAUUGACAAUGAAACAACAGAAUCCGUAGUUAUGGUUGAUUGGGAAAAUGGAUUUGUUGAAGCAUCUGCUUGUAAAAAUGAAAACAUUACACAAAUUUUUAAAGAACUUCUAUCUCAAGCUAAAAUCACCUAUAAUCUAAGUCCUGCUUUAAGACGUCGUCGAAGGCAAUCCUUACCACCAAAUCAAAUGGGCAACAAUGGUCAUCCCAGUACACCAAGUAGUGCGCCCAUUUUACCUGGAGCUCAUGUUCCAUCGGCAGCACAACUUCAACACCUACAAAGAAUUCAAGAACGCAGUUUGGGUGGAAAAAGAAAUUCUUGCAGCAUUUCUUAAUUAAAGUUCUUAAAUUAAUAACAUCAAAAAUAUUUAUAUUAAUUUUUUUUAAUUUGUUUCUUAAAAAUAAGGCUUACGGGUAAUCUUAUACAGAAAAAUAAAUAAAUAUUUAAGAAAAGCAAACAAACAAAAAACAUGAAUACUUCAAAGGUUUUCAUCAGAAAAAUACAAAACAACUUUUAACAGAACAACUUCCUUAAAAAUAAAUCCACUUCAAUUUUAAGGUUUCUAUUUGAAAAAGAAAAGUAAAUAAACAAAGGUCAAUAUUUUAUUUUUUGCAGGAAUACAUGAAAAUUAUGUAUAUGUAAAAUAUAAAUAACAAAAACAAAAUAAAAUUAUAUUUUAAAAUGACAAAACCAUCUCUAAAUUUAUUUUAUUUGUAUCUAUUUUUAUCAAUGUUGAAGUAGAGAAAGUAAAUAGAUAAAAUAUUACAUCAAUUUGUUGGCACUUUUUUGAAAAAUAAAGAAAUACUUUUGUUGCAUAAGUUUCGAUUUUUUAAAAUGGCCUCCAUCAAGUCGAAACGUAUGCACGUACACAGGUCUUAAAAUUUCAAUUGUCAAUUGUUUCAAUUGCAUUUAAAAAUCUUUAUUAAUUUAUUUAAGUUUUAAUAUUUUAAAAUUAAAGUACACUAAAAUUAUUUUCCAGAAUUCUGUAAAAAAAAUUAAAAAAUAUCUAGACUGCAAAGCAUUAUUCUAUUCCAAACAACUUUCGAAAUGACUAUAAAAACCACUUAAGUACUAAAUUACACUUUAUUUCAAAUCAACUAUUUUUAAACAAAAAACGCCAACAAAAUGUAAAAUAAUUGAUUUUCGCGAUUUGUAAAAUUUUUAUUUCCAAAAAACAAUUUUAAGAAAAAAUAUUACCUAUAGUAGAAAACAAGUAUUAAUUAUAAAAUUGAAUGUAAAUAAAAUAUAAACAAAGACAAAAAAUUAAUAAAAACAAAUUAAUAGGGAAGCAGACAAAAACAAA